AUGGCACAACCCGGAAUUUUACCUGAUUCACGCACGAAGCGUAAGCGUAACGAAAUCUCCGAAUACAAUCCUCAACAGCACGACAACCAAGCACGACCGACGGAGAUCCUCAAGCUAGGAGAGUCGAGCGGACACACAAAGACCCCGAUCACAAGCACAUCUGCGAUAUACGUAGAUACAUCGAUGCAGGACACAACAGCGGUUGGUCGAUAUGCACCUGUUAGUGCAGCCGUUCUUAAGCGCCUCACGAGUCUUCCAACCACUGUUCCCCUACAUGCAAUCAUGUCGUACGAACAGGCUCAAAAUAUCGUCUUCCACAAUUCUUCUCCGUUGAGUCAUAGUCGACCCGUAUGGAGCACAUCCACUAUGGCUGAUCGCAAGCUUUUUCGGAAGCUUUGCGAAGAAGAGCUGGACAUGAGGAAUGACUCCGUGAGUACCUACGCUCAGCAAGCGCUAACCAGCAAGCUCCCCAGAUGUUCGGUUGCGUUCAAACCUGUCAAUCACGUUGUUAGUGGAGGUGCUCAAUCACACGUCUGGUCCCCGAAUCAGCUACCCUUGAUGUCGAACGAAUAUGGCCAUGAGUUCCUGGGGUUUGACGAGAGCUUGCUGAGCAUUCGAAUGUUUAAACGACAAUAA
Messenger RNA from Lithohypha guttulata, 636 nucleotides. RefSeq lists its product as uncharacterized. The transcript has a single exon. NCBI's taxonomy places the organism in Eukaryota, Fungi, Ascomycota, Eurotiomycetes, Chaetothyriales, Trichomeriaceae. Bases 1 to 636 code for a protein of 211 amino acids. The record is from RefSeq and is a predicted model, not a curated record.